AUGAGCAGCCGGCCUCAGUUCCGGCGCAGGUCGUCGAGAGUACCUGGGGGAUUUGAUCUGGGGGACGACGACGACGUGUCGUCUGGUGGAAGCGUUAAUGGCGAUUCGCACCUCGACACUUCUCUCACCGAGUCCUUGCUGCCCGGUCCUAAAGAUCCGAGCAGCUUGCUGCAGCCACUGGACGAGAUCACGAGUCUCGAAGGGCCGGCAAACGCGACCUUGGAUGAAACUGAAAUGAAUAACCGAUUACUUGAUGUGGAAUCUAGUUUUCUCCCUGAUCCAUCUGAGCUUGCCGUUAAGAACUCAACCACUACUGGCGCAGACGAUACACACUUGUUUGGGAUUCCGAACGACAACGUUGCUAUGCGCAAAAGACCACAGCCAAUCGUGAUCUCCUAUUCCCGGGACGGCAGGGAAAACCACACGCGUUCAAAAUCCAACGACGUGCAGUCGCCUCGUACGCCGCCUGGCGGAUACAAGACCCCGGCACCUGAACCUCAAGACUUUCACGACUUGGAUGAAGAACUUGAAGGAACCACGCCCGACAUCCCCAGUACCUCUGUACUUGAAAAUAUGUCUUCCUCUCCAACUGCGGCGGCCGCCGCCCGAACCCUCCACCGAGUUCAGUCUCUAGCAACAAUGGGUGGCUACGAGACUGCAAACGAAAGAGAAGACGACUUUGCAUCGGAUUGGGAACAUGGUAAUGGGAAAGCCGAUGUUGAUGCGAGGUCACAAAGAAAUGGCUCAGAGCAAGAGCAGGAAAAGCGCUAUCUAAAUGUCCCCAGCGCCUCGGACGUACAGCAGGAGAAGACAGAUAACACCACUCGUUCAGCGUCAAGGCGGCCGCACUAUCUCCACAGACGAUCCUCACAGGCCCGACUCUCCUUUGAUUCCGUGGCUAGUUCCAACACCGACGCCAGUGAUGCCACACUUGGGGCCGACUUUGCGCUGCAGUCGGGCGGAGCUUUACCCGAUUCCAGUGCACAACGUCAGACAAGAGCGACGAUAUCUCGUCAGGCCAGUCUCGGAAGCAUGAUGUCGGGCGUAUCGGGAAUGAGUGAUGAUGAGCCUCGAUUACAGCGACAGGCUGGAGUGCCAGACUUGAGUACUCUGGAAGAAGAGAGCCCACAGUCUAAUAGAGCUAGUGGAUUGGCGACUCCGCGAGCAUCAACUUUUAAUUUCAACAUGCCCACCGAUACCGUCAUUGCGAACAAUGUGCGUGACAUUGAAGUACCCGGGACUUUCGCGCGCCAGUACCGGCAAGAACGAAAUAUGUCACCAGUCAAGAAUAACACAAUGCUCGGUAUGACCCCAGGGCCUAAACGAGGGCUGACCUUGAAAGAGCACAGAAGUACUGUGGAAAAACUUGGCAAGGAGAACUUCGACUUAAAGAUGAAGAUACAUUUCUUGGAUCAGGCUCUCCAGAAGCGUUCUGAGGAUGGGAUCAAGGAGAUGAUUACGGAAAAUGUACAACUAAAGUCCGAUCGAUUGAGGUUAGAGAAGGAUAAUCAUAAUCUACGGAAACAGGUCCGGGAACUGCAGAAAAAACUUGAUGAAAGCGGAGCUCGGGAGUCUCCAAACGCGGAUCCAGGGUAUGGGACUGACGAGGAGAGAAGCCCGACAGCGGAAGAAGAAGUCAUUUACCUUCGUGAGAGGGUCGAGAUCAACGAGGUUGAGAUCGAAAAGCUUCGGUCGGAGAACUUUGCCAAAGAGUCUGAGAAACGAAGACUGGCCGAAAUGGUCAAGUCUCUGGGUGACACUCGCGCAGCUACAUCCGAUGUGGGCUCGAGAGAAGAGCGUGAUAUGUGGAAGGACAUGCUGGAGGCCGAGACCAUCGCCCGUGAGCAGUCCGAAGAAGACAACAAGCGACUGCGCGAAGAAAUUGCAAAGCUCCGAACCGACGCGUUGGCUUCGACCAAGCCAAACUCACGAAAGUCUCGCGUGGCAGGUUCGGUCAUUUCAAGAACUAGCAGCGUCGAAGCAGCGAAUGCUCAGAAUGCCGAAAUCGACCGACUGAGGCAUGAGGUCUCGGAACUCCAGAAGAUGAUAGGUGCGCAAGCGUCGACGCUCACAUCUCGCAACAAGGAGAAAGAGCGACUAUACCAGGAAAUUGAGGACUUGAAGUUGGGCCGGAUGGGUGGCCUACGAUCCGUGGCUGGCGACAGCAUUCUCGACCGGUCGGCUUCCCGAGCAAGAUCUCAUUCUCGCGCGAGCAACGGCACUCGUCUGUCUCGAUUGAGCGACCAAGAACGAGAGUCUCUGGAAAACCGCAUCAAUGAGCUCCGGGAUGAGCUCUCGCAGAUGAAAUUGGAGAACCAGAACCUCCAAAGCCAAUUCGACCAGGCCCUCGCCGAACUCGACGCGGUGGAUGCCCAAGCUCAGGCAGAUGCCGAUCAAUUCAACCAGGAGCUUCAUGAUCUGACUCAGGAGCGAGACAAUGCUCUGCGGGAGGCCGAGGAGCAGGACCAGGCUUUCCAACAACUGAAGAACGAGGCCCAAGAAGAGAUCGACGGCCUUGGAGAUGAGCUCGAUGCCAAAGUGGACGAGUGCGCCAGGCUUGAGCAGGAGCUUCAAGGGCAAAUCGACAAUGUCAAAGCAUUGCAGGCUGAAAUGCGGUCGGCUGCCGAGGGCUUGGUGCGUCUCGAAGAAGAUGCGCAGCACAAUCUGGCACGUUAUCAAUCCGUCAAGGCAGAGCUUGAUGACGCCAAUCGCGAGAUUGAGAAUCUCGAAAAGUCUCUGGCGGAGACCGAGAGCAAGGUGCAAAGGUUGACGGUGCAGCAGGAGAGCAGUCAUAAUGAGAUUGCGUUCUUACGCGAAGAGCAAGACGCGGACAAGAUCAAGAUUGGCGACUUGGAAUCACUGCUCAAGAAGGUUCAUCUCAACCUAGAAACGGAGAGAGACCGCAGCCGAGACCUAGAACGUCGGCUCACCGACGAGCGAGCUCAGAGGGACGCGGUGGCGAGUCAAGAAAAGCAAGAAGUCCAGCGAGUGAUCAACGGUCUCAAUCGCGAGGCGGCAGGGGCGAAAGACGAACUGCGAAGGGUGCGCAAGGCGCUGUCAUCUCGCGACAUCGAAGCGAAUGCCUACAAGGACCGGUUGGCCGAAUUGGAGGAGAGCCUCCGAAACAUCAUUGGUGAUUCUCCGGAUUCGCGGUCGAGUCUUGUCAGUGCCGUCACAAAGAUGCGACAGGAACUUGACCAAGCUACCAUGGAACUCGAGUCUGUGCGGAGACGACUGAGCGAGAGCGAAAGUCUGCUCGCCGACCGGGAUGCUCUGUUGGAGUCGACCAGUCACGAAUGCAAGAAAUUGGCCGACGCCCUCGAGCGGGAAAGGUCAGGCCGGCGACAAGACAAGCUAGACUUUGAGCGAACGAACAAGGGCCACAACUCGACCACCCGCGCACUCAGUUCUGCAUCCGCCAGAAUUGCGGAGCUGGAAGGGCUACGACAGGCUGACCGCAAACGAUUGAGCCAAAUGGAGAGUCAGUUGAAGGACCAGCUCACCGAACGCAACCAGAUCCUGCUCACUCUUUGGAAGAGACUCACAGCCAUGUGCGGGCCGGACUGGACUCACAACAACAGUCUGAUCAAUGGCAAUUUACCGUCUCAGGAAGUGGUCGGCAAUAUGCUGUUUUGGCCUGGAUUCAGCCGGAAUCUUCUGCUGGCGGCCAAACAAGUCGAAGGCACGCUGUCGAGUUUCAAAGACAAGAUCAAACGCGUUGAACGGGAACUGUACAAAGAGUACCAGGCGCUCGAGCAGACUCUCGAAGUGCGCACGCGGAAGCUCGAACGGAUCGAGGAGAGUUGGGAGAAGAUGAAGCUGAAAAUGUCGGAGAUGGAAAUGCGGGCGCACACCGACCACGGAGCUCGGACCCCGAAAUCGAGCAGGACGCCCGAGAUCAGCAAAUUGAAGGGCGAGAAUAGGCUGUUGAAGGCGGAACUUCAGUUGCUUCAACAACAGCAAGCUCAUCAUAACCUGAAUCACCGGCGAGACCGAAACGAGAGCCGAGCUUCCGGCUAUUCUAGCCUCAUGUCGAACGAUGGCCCGGGGCAAGCCUUGGACGGAGCAGUGAACGCUGGGCUUGGAGUGCCGGCGCGAUCGUCGAGCAUGAGGCGCAGUCGGCCCAUGCAGAUGCAACGGCAUCAUUCGACCGGGACUGUGGAGCAUCUCGUCAAUAUGAAUGGGGACGUGACAUCAAUGCGUUCAAGCUCGAUCUCGAGUCGGAACUCGGCCUAUGGGCCGGGUGAGCGUGAUCGAGGGCUAAUGAUCCCCGCGGGACCGUUCAAUGCCCCGGCCAACGGGAAUUUUUCAUUGCCACCACCCCGUGAAGCACCGCCGGCUCCACCUAGUACUGCCUCGGGCUCCGACAUUGCCAGUAUCACGACGGCCGUCAGCGCGGGCGGACAAGGACAAGAGAAAUGGAUACAUCGUCUCAGAGAGCUGGAGAGAAGACUCAAGGCUGAGCGGGAAGCGCGACUACUGGACCGUAGUGGUGCGCGGAAAAGGUUGGAGGAGAGGGAUGCAGUCAACGAGGAACUGAGGCGGGAACUUGAACGCGAGCGGGUGCGAAAGAGCGUGGAGCCCGGAGAUGCCGUGAUGCAGCCGUUUCUGGCGGGCGAAGCACACGAGACCGAGCCGGACGGAGGAGGAGGAGUGGGAAACGGGGCGAAGAAGCGCUAG
Molecule: messenger RNA, 4680 nt
Organism: Capronia epimyces CBS 606.96
Lineage: Eukaryota; Fungi; Ascomycota; Eurotiomycetes; Chaetothyriales; Herpotrichiellaceae
Exons: 1
Coding region: 1-4680 (1559 amino acids)
Cellular component (GO): microtubule organizing center
Source: RefSeq, a predicted model, not a curated record